CUAUCUAAUCUCCAAGUCUGCUGUCCACUUUUAGAUUGGAAUUUGGAACGGAGCAUGUAGCUGAUAAUAUGCUGGAUCAAGGGUGGUUUACUGAAUAUCGAUGAACUGCUGCUAGGCAACUUGUAUAUGGUAGAUUUUCGGUAGGGAAAGUCGCCGCGCUAUUGCUUGCCUGUGGAUGCAAGGUAUUAUUUUGUUCUUUGGUGUAGGCCACACGUUUGGGAUUUUUUCCGGGGGGUAAUUUUGAGUGGUUGGACAAUGAAGUGAGGGGUGUGUCUCAUCUCUCAUGGAAUUGUUCUGAUCUCACCUCCACUGAGUUAACUAGUGGACGGUGAGGUGUUCCGUCUCGAGGCCUCCUGAUCUGUUGUUGGGGGCAUCCGGUCUCCCACUUAGCUGGUAACAAUGUAUUCCUCGCUAAAAAUUUCUUGCCAUCUGGCCACCACAGAUUCCUCCAGCAGAUGCUCCAAGUUCUCCGGCAUAAUUUCAUUUCCGCGCUUUUUAGUCUGCUAGUAUGGCGGCACUGGUCUCAGGUUGAAGCCACACAUCCUAUUCGAAAGUUGCUUCCAUUUUUAUGCUUUGUGGUUACUGAAAUGCUUCCUGAGACUAAGGCUUUUGCACGCCCUGGGUGCUGAUCAGUACGAGAUGUCAACUUACUCCGGAGCAGAAUCUCUUAUCUAGUGGAGCUGGAAUCAAAGAUGGACAGUGCUACUUGAUUGUUGUGCUGAAAUUCUCCAUUAGGCAGGCAAAGUACUAGCACAUGGAACCACUACCAAAAUGUGCACCAGGGCUAUCCAACAGAGACACUGGUGCGCUUCCUUAAAGCCAGAGAGUGGCAUGUAACUAAUGCUCAUAAAAUGCUUGUAGAUUGUCUGAAUUGGAGGAUACAGAAUGAAAUCGACAGUAUACUGGAGAAACCUAUAGUCCCAGUAGAUUUGUAUAGAUCAAUACGAGAAUCACAGCUUGUUGGGUUAUCGGGAUACUCAAAGGAGGGCGUCCCAGUAUUUGCCUUUGGUGUUGGACAGAGCACAUACGACAAAGCUUCGGUCCAUUACUAUGUGCAAUCUCAUAUUCAGAUCAAUGAAUACCGUGAUCGUAUCAUUCUGCCUAUGGCGACGAAGAAGUUUAGGCGACCUAUAACCAGCUGUAUAAAGGUUCUUGAUAUGACUGGUUUGAAGUUGUCAGCACUCAGCCUAUUGAAGAUUUUAACUGCAAUAUCUGCUGUCGAUGAACUGAAUUACCCUGAAAAGGCCGAGACCUAUUAUAUUGUAAAUGCUCCAUACAUAUUCUCAGCGUGUUGGAAGGUUGUGAAACCUCUACUGCAAGAGAGGACGAGAAAGAAGGUUCAUGUUUUGAGUGGCCGUGGGAAAGAUGAGCUCCUAAAGAUCAUGGACCAUUCCUCCAUCCCCCAUUUCUGUCGACGCGAGGGUUCAUCAAAAGCUUCGUUGAGCGGCGUCGAUGAUUGCUUCUCGCUCGACCACCCCUUCCACCAAGAGCUCUACCAUUACAUCGAGCAGCAGGCGUUGAACCAGGAACUCAUCAAGCAGGGUUCUUUGCAUGUAGACAUCCCCGAACAAGACCCCGAGGACGCCAUGAUUGUGGAGGUCAUCCAGGCCGAGUUUCACAAGCUCAGUGAGCAGGAUGGGUCUGCCAAUGGCGACCAUAAAUAACGGUGUCCGUGUAAGAUGUCAGCGACGUGGCAUGACAAAUGUGUGUUGCUGUGAUGAAAUUGAUGAUCCAUUUCGGUAUUUGCGACGUUUGCUUGACCGGCCUGCUGAUGUUUGUGGGGUGACCAGUUCCAUGGUGCAAGACUGAGGUAGAAGAAACAACGGAUGUAUACUAGAUAGAAAUAACCACCUAUUCACCUGAUGUAUACUUUGGCAAUGUACUGUCAUAUGUAUGUCCUGUAAGCUAUGAGUAAAUCAUCCUGUAAGCUAGGACUAAAUCAUCCUGUAACAUGGAUGCUAAAAUAAUCUUGAGUGUAUCAUCCUUCAAUCAGAAAUAAAUGGUGCAUCUUGAUCUUUGCCAUC
Hordeum vulgare subsp. vulgare (domesticated barley) is the source of this 2024-nucleotide messenger RNA. RefSeq names its product phosphatidylinositol/phosphatidylcholine transfer protein SFH2-like. The record is from RefSeq and is a predicted model, not a curated record. Lineage: Eukaryota; Viridiplantae; Streptophyta; Magnoliopsida; Poales; Poaceae. The transcript has 10 exons. The coding region runs from base 852 to 1664 and encodes 270 amino acids.